This is a messenger RNA of Hirsutella rhossiliensis, 999 nucleotides long. Its product is annotated as short chain dehydrogenase domain-containing protein. Lineage: Eukaryota; Fungi; Ascomycota; Sordariomycetes; Hypocreales; Ophiocordycipitaceae. The record is from RefSeq and is a predicted model, not a curated record. Bases 1 to 999 code for a protein of 332 amino acids. The transcript has 2 exons.
AUGCUCCAUUUCUGGCAUGAACAGAUCACCUUCAAGCCUGUGGAAGUACGCGAUGUCAGUCUGCAAGGAAAGACGGCUAUCGUGACCGGUGCAAAUACCGGAGUCGGAUUCCAGACUUGCCGGCAGCUCCUUGACCUGGGACUCAGCAAGCUUGUUCUUGGCGUGCGAAACGAGCAAAAGGGCAGGGACGCCGCCGCCAAGCUGUCUCUGGGCCGGGAUCUUGCCAAGGACGCCAUCGAGGUUUGGCUACUGGACCACUCUUCGUACGAGUCGGUCAUCGCCUUUGCCGAACGAACUAGGAGCCUUGAGCGCUUGGAUUUGAUGAAUCUCAACGUCGGUUUCGCUCCCACAAAGCGCGUCUUUAACGAGAACACGGGCCACGAUGAGGUCAUUCAGGUCAACUACCUAUCAAAUGCAUUACUGGCGAUCCUACUGCUCCCGGUCGCCAAGGAGAAGCGGGCAAACCAAUCACAGCCGAGUCGCAUUACCUUGACGUCCUCCGAGGUCUCGGGUUGGACGAAGUUUAAGGAGAGAACCACACCGGGGCCUUUGCUCGCUACCCUCGACAAGAAAGAGGGCGAAGUGAGCAUGGCGGACCGCAUGUUUGUGUCAAAACUACUCGGCCAGUUCUUUCUCGCCAAGCUCGCAGCCGAGGUUGCACCCUCCGUCGCUAUCAUCAAUGGGGCUUCGCCAGGAGCUUGCCAUGACACCGAAUUUAAUCGUGACUUCGACAAGACGUUUCUAGGCGCAAUCUAUAAGACGUUUCUGAAGCGCGCUGCCAAUUCGUCUGCUAUCGGUGCCCGUAUGAUGACGGAUGCCAUUGUGCACCAUGGCGAGGAAACCCAUGGACAAUUCCUCUCAUUUCAAAAAAUCGUGCCAAUGUCCCCCUUCCUCUAUACAGAGGAAGGGAAGAAAAUCUCGGAGCAGCUGUGGAAGGAGACGAUGGCUGAGCUCUCCUUUGCCAGGGUUGAGGAUAUUCUGAAGACGCUGAAAGAGUGA